GGCUCGUCGGGCCUCAUGUCGGGCCUCUCGUCGGGCCUCUCGUCGGGCCUCAUGUCGGGCCGCGCGGGGUCGGGCUGGCGCCGCGGGCGGCUGGGCUCGGCCCCGGCCCCGGCCCCCGGCCGCAGGCGGCUGAAGCCGCUGCGUACGGUGGUGGCGUGGAGGGGCCGGGCGGAGUGGGACCAGGUGAUGGUGGGGCUGUACUGCGGGGACAGCCGGCUGCAGCAGGACGCGCUGGACCGGGUGUCGGCCUGGAAGAGCCGUUAUGGUCAAAAAAUGCCUCUUGCAGUGGAUUGCACUGCAGAACUGAUUCGUUGCAAGGUCCUGGAUUCAUCUGGCAGAUUGAAGUCACACGAGCUCAUCCUCUCUUAUGGGCUGGCUCUUGUAAGGUUUGUCAACUUGAUCACAGAAAGGAAACAGAAGAUGGCCAGCAUUCCUCUGAGACAAUUAGCCAGAGAGGUGGAUAUCCCCAUCUGGGUUGUGGACCUGCGUCACGAGCUGACCCACGGGAAGCUGCCACGGCUGGCCCUGUGCCGCAAGGGUUGUGAUGUUGUGCUGGACUGGCUACGAAAGACAUAUUGGAGCCGUCAGCUGGGCAAUAACUUGUGUGAAGAAAGUGAGGAUGAGGAUGAGGAAGAGGAGGAAGCAAACACAGAGUUGGGCAAUGAUGCGUGGGAGAUUCAAACCCCGCAGCAUGAGGCCUGUCAGAAACACAAAGAAUUCCACGAAAAAGUCAGAGAUAUUCUGAUAUCUUACAAGAAUGAGCAGUUUCGGGUUAUGCAGACUAUGCAGUCUGCUUCAAAGUCUCGAGAAUUGUGGUCUGAUUCCUCUUCAGAAAUGGAUUGGAUUUUGGCUCAGAUCAAAGACCUGAUGCAGGAAAACAGGGAAUCAGUGGCUGCAGCUCUUCUCAGUGAUGGCUUUCUCAUCCCAAAGAUGGAUUGUCUGAAGUUGCUAAAUAUCAAGUAUGAAGCAAAUAAAGAGGUAUGGCAGUUCAAAAUUCCUCAGACCUUUUACUGCUUUUGGCAACCUUUGCUGACAGGCCUUCUUUCACGAAGUUUUACACAGAUCCUAAUAGAGAAAAUGUUUAUGGAGCUGAAGGAAUGUUCUGACUCGUCAGAACUCAGGCAUCAGUUCUUGAUCAGCUGGAUUUCUGAGCUGCUGACUGGCAUUGCCAAAGUAAACGCUGGGAAGAAAAGACAGCACUGUAACAAACAGGUGUCGGUGAAGGAGCUGUUCCUCCAUAAAGUUCCUUUGCAGUGGAUAAGACUGACUGACAGUUGCUUGGAAGCUCCCUGCUGGGCAACCCCACAUCUUCUUCAGCUGAUCCUCACAAUCAUGAGACCUCGCUUGUCACGUACUUCUCGGAAGAACCUUCUCUAUCUUGCUUCCAUUUACACAGAAGGAGGUGCCCCUUUGUCCAGUCCAGGCCUCUCUUCAGACAGCAGUGAACAUCCAAUUUACACUAUAGAGAGCUUACAGUGGAGAGUCAGGCAGGAAAAUCAGGUUAAAAAUCAAGGGCAGACUGUAGAGAAAGAAGAUGAUGUGCUGGAGAGAGAUGAUGGUGUAGAGGAAGCGGAGGAGGAGGAAGAAGAGAUGGUAACUGAAACAAAUCCUUUGGAAGGACUGGCUCAUCCCGGUAACAUGGCGGCUGUUGCUGAGAGAAGAGCAGCACUGCAAGGGUCCGCCUGGCAGAUCACUGCAGAUGAAGUACAAUGGAAAGACUUUCCUCUUGGGAAACUCCCAGGUCAGACAGAUGACCCUGAUGGUCUCAUGUUGGAUAAUUAUUCUAUGAUGUCCCUGCUUGAUCAGCCAGUGAGAGAUGAGUGGAAGACUCUCCAUACAAACUCUGCAGAAUUGAAAAUUCAUGGGACAGGAGGAUUGUUAUGGACCCAGAAUGACUUCCAUAAAAUAAAAAGUGGCCUUCAACUUUUCUGAGACAGCAUCAGAGUGCUCUGUGACUUUCAGUAUUGCACAAGUUAAGUGGGAUGGAAGAACUAGUAAUGGUGGUGGGGAAAUAAUUUCUUGUUGUUGUUGUUGUGAUUUACUGAUUUUUACCAUAUAAAAUCAGUGUUUUAUAAAGGUGGUUUAAGUUCCAUGUAUAAUAACCAUUGUCUUGCUUAACCACUGUCAUGAACCUUUAGCUGUAGCUGAUGUUUGCCAAAUACAGUUAAGAGUAGUUUGGAAUCCCUCAAGGUUCCUUAAUUUUUUCAUAGUUAAUAAAUGCAACUGACUUUGAAUACAAA
This is a messenger RNA of Pseudopipra pipra, 2240 nucleotides long. It is a transcript of the gene LAS1L, whose product is annotated as LAS1 like ribosome biogenesis factor. Gene Ontology annotation, cellular component: preribosome, large subunit precursor; Las1 complex. The coding region runs from base 16 to 1932 and encodes 638 amino acids. The record is from RefSeq and is a predicted model, not a curated record. NCBI's taxonomy places the organism in Eukaryota, Metazoa, Chordata, Aves, Passeriformes, Pipridae. Gene Ontology annotation, molecular function: endonuclease activity. Gene Ontology annotation, biological process: maturation of LSU-rRNA; maturation of 5.8S rRNA. The transcript has 13 exons.